Messenger RNA from Aplosporella prunicola CBS 121167, 1303 nucleotides. RefSeq lists its product as uncharacterized. Gene Ontology annotation, biological process: endoplasmic reticulum to Golgi vesicle-mediated transport. Gene Ontology annotation, cellular component: membrane; trans-Golgi network. The record is from RefSeq and is a predicted model, not a curated record. The transcript is spliced from 3 exons. Lineage: Eukaryota; Fungi; Ascomycota; Dothideomycetes; Botryosphaeriales; Aplosporellaceae. Bases 92 to 994 code for a protein of 300 amino acids.
UCUUGGGCGGGAAACGUGUAUCGUAGCUCUUACGCGUACGCAAGCCUGCCGGACAAUUCCACUCUCAAGCAACCACCCAGUGCGCGCAAACAUGGCCGGCAUGAUGCCCAGCUCCAACACGACCUCCGCAAACCCCUACGAGCACUAUGACAACGAUGCUCUGGAGCGCGACCAGAUGAUCGACCCUGACGAUGCUGCCUUGGACGACCUCGACGACCCUUUGCAGACCUCGACGUCUGAUCGCGCUCCCCUCACCGGCAACAUCGCCUCUCAGUCCACCAACCGGGACACCCAGAACUACCUCACCUCCAGCAUCCCUGGAGAGGACCGCCGCGCCCCUACCAACACGCUCGACGAGACCGUCUGGCAGACAUUGUCAAGAGACCUGUUCGCAGUAUGGGAGAAGAUGAAGCAAGUCCUGUGGCCCAAGUAUCUGCUUGGCGGAAUGCUGCAACGCGGUGGUGGCAUGGGAGCCGAGGAGCGCGGAGAAGGUGCUGCUGGCGCAAUGAGGGGCAUGGUCGGGCGCUGGCCCGAUGCGGAUGCUGUUUUGCACGGAAGCAUGAGCGAGGGCCUCCGCGACUGGGAUCUGUGGGGGCCUUUGGUCUUCUGCCUGCUCCUCAGCUUGUUCCUGUCCAGGGGUGCGCAGGACAAGCAAAAGUCAUUGGUAUUUUCUGGUGUCUUUGCUAUGGUAUGGAUCGGAGAGGCUGCUGUCACGCUGCAAAUCAAGCUUCUCGGCGGAAGCAUCUCCUUCUUCCAGUCGGUAUGCAUCAUCGGCUACACUCUCUUCCCGCUCGUCAUUGCCUCUUUGUUGAGCGCACUGAAUCUUCCUACGAUUGCGCGGAUACCGACCUACAUUGCCCUCGUGGCCUGGUCGCUUGCUGCUGGCGUGAGCAUCUUGGGCGGCUCCGGCGUUGUGCGUAACCGCGUUGGUAUCGCAGUGUACCCGCUGUUCGUCUUCUACGUCAGCCUGGGGUGCCUCUGUUUCAUUAGCUAGGAAGUUGCCGAUGGGAGUAUUUCGUUUUAUCAUUUCAGCAGGCUGUCUUACGAAUACCCUUCGGCAGUCCGUUUUCGUAGGGCUGCAGCGGGUUUUGCAGGGUUUCAGGCUUCCUCUAGUGUAUCAGUGACGCGAGGCGUCUUGUAUUAACAGGUUCCUGGGACUCGGGUUGCAUGGGAGCGCGCUUCCUGCUGCGUAUAGCCGCGGGCGUGAAAUUGCUGGAAACAUCGAGUGCUAGUCGCCCCCGUAAACCAUAGUUGCCAUGAACCUGUGCAAGCUGCGGCCCAUUCGUGAUCAUAUCUCAGCAGC